Populus euphratica (Euphrates poplar) is the source of this 1441-nucleotide messenger RNA. RefSeq names its product UDP-glycosyltransferase 74E2-like. Gene Ontology annotation, molecular function: quercetin 7-O-glucosyltransferase activity; quercetin 3-O-glucosyltransferase activity. The record is from RefSeq and is a predicted model, not a curated record. The transcript has 2 exons. Lineage: Eukaryota; Viridiplantae; Streptophyta; Magnoliopsida; Malpighiales; Salicaceae. Bases 20 to 1285 code for a protein of 421 amino acids.
CAAUAGUAAAUUUAAAUAAAUGUGUAAUAUACAUGUUUGUAAUCUUUGCUCCGUCGAAGCUGUGACCGUAGAUUUUGUUAGUUAUGAAGGCAAGCUUUCCUCAGAUGACUACUCAAAACAAUUCCGAGCUGCGGUGACACGAAAAUUGCCAGAACUCGUUGCAGAACUAAACAAUUCUUCUGGGCAUCCAAUAAAUUGCCUUCUGUAUGACUCCCACUUGCCUUGGCUUCUAGACACAGCUAGGCAGCUUGGCCUCACUGGGGCUUCGCUCUUCACACAAUCAUGUGCUGUUGACAAUGUCUACUACAACGUUCAUGAGAUGCAGCUAAAGAUUCCACCAGAGAAGUUGCUGGUAACACUUUCACGUUUGCCAGCACUUUCACCACUGGAGAUUACCGAUCUACCAUCAUUCGUGCAAGGUAUGGAUUCAGAAUCAGAAUAUUCAUUUCUACUGAACCAUGUGGUCGGUCAGUUUUCGAAUUUCAGGGAAGCUGAUUGGGUCUUUGUCAACACUUUCAGCGCCCUGGAGGAAGAGGCAGUAAACUGGUUGGCAAGCCAAAGGUCAAUAAAGCCAAUAGGACCAUUGAUUCCAUCAUUUUACUUGGACAAGCAGCUGGAGGACGAUAAAGAGUACGGUCCCAGCCUCUUCAAACCCAAUCCGGACGGUUGCAAUGAGUGGCUAGAUUCAAAGGAAAAUGGCUCAGUGGGUUAUUUGUCAUUUGGAAGCAUGGCGGCACUGGGAGAGGAGCAAAUGGCAGAAAUUGCUUGGGGGCUAAAGAGGAGUGACUGCUGCUUCUUGUGGGUAGUCAGAGAAUCGGAAAGGAAAAAACUUCCUAGCAACUUUGUGGAGGAGUCAUCAAAGAAAUCUCUGCUUGUGACCUGGAGCCCGCAGCUAGAGGUUCUAGCUCACAAGUCUGUUGGUUGCUUCAUGACUCAUUGUGGGUGGAACUCAAAACUCGAGGCAUUGAGCUUAGGAGUGCCGAUGGUGGCAAUGCCACACUGGACUGAUCAACCAACAAAUGCAAAGUGCAUUGCCGAUGUUUGGCAUGCAGGCAUUAGAGUGAAGGAAAAUGAAAAGGGGAUUGUCACUAAAGAAGAGGUAGAAGGGUGUAUAAGGGAAGUCAUGGAAGGUGAAAGAGGGAAUAAGAUAAGAAGGAACUCUGAGAAAUGGAUGAAACUAGCUAAAACAGCAGUCGAUGAAGGCGGAAGCUCUGAUAAGAAUAUUACAGAAUUUGCAGCAGAACUUGCAAGGAAGUUCCAUGAAACCAAAGAUUCAAAAGUGUGAAAGCCUACAUAUGCAUGGCCUUAAAACUUUGAAUAUGCAUCUUAUUUAGUUGAUGUAGUUUGCCUCAAUCAUAUACUUGAUUACACAUCCACCAUAUGCAAAAGCAUGAUUUCUCAAUCUGAAGAAUAAACUUGCACAGAGCGUUUUAUUUCCAAA